This is a messenger RNA of Alosa alosa (allis shad), 4980 nucleotides long. Its product is annotated as prostaglandin F2 receptor negative regulator-like. Bases 281 to 3010 code for a protein of 909 amino acids. NCBI's taxonomy places the organism in Eukaryota, Metazoa, Chordata, Actinopteri, Clupeiformes, Clupeidae. The record is from RefSeq and is a predicted model, not a curated record. The transcript is spliced from 11 exons.
AGGGCUGCCCAUUGAUAGCAGAGGCGCGAAUCAUUACAUUACGCGCCCGGCGAGGAACUGUCAUGCCAACGCUGUCUUUGGGAACCUCGAAUAUCCAUAGCCGACUCUAUAGGCACAGUGCCCGGGGAGCUUGAGCGCAUCGUGUGACCUACGCCGACUAUCCUGCUACACCCCCUGAGAACUGAGGUGCUCCGAAUCGAUACGAGGAGACCACACAGGCUAAAUAUCUUUACAGUUUUUUAAGAAGACAUCAGAGGAAAAAAAAAAAAAAGAGUGCGAGAUGAACUGCGUUCUCAAAACCUUGUGUACUGUAUGCCUUGCAUUCGGUGUGGCCUGGGGUCGGGAGGUGACUGUACCCGCCGGGCCCCUCUUGCGAGUGGAAGGCCAGUCGGUGGCGCUCCCCUGCUCGGUCACGAACUACGAGGGACCCCGCGAGCAGGACUUUGAUUGGAUGGUGGUGAGGGGGGACACCGACAUGGACACUGUUCAGAUCAUCUCCACUUUUGACGCCUCGUUCACAGAUGUUUCCUUGAGAGAGCGCGUGGCCAGCGGGGAUAUCCUGAUAAAGCGUCUGGCCGACAACAAAGUGGAGCUAGGGAUCAAGGAGGUGAAAGUGACGGAUAGCGCCACCUACAGGUGCAAAACGCCCAGCACGGACACACAGAUUGUGGGGAAUUAUGCAGCUGAUGUGGAACUUCGAGUCAUACCCAACAGCCUGGUGGUGGAGCCCCGCACCCCUGCGGCGGUCAUUCCCGAGGGUGGCACCGUGGGCCUCUUCUGCAACGCCUCCUGGGACCACACCCUGGGCACCCAGCUCUCCGUCACCUGGUCCGCCCGGAAAGGAGUGGCCACCCUAGAGGACCUGCUGACGUUCGGACCGGACGGCGCGGUGGUGGUGACGGACACGGCGGCUCAGCGCUACGCCAGCGGCGGACUGAGGCUGGACCUGCACCGCAAGGGCACCUACGGGCUGGUGCUGACCGGCGCCGUGCCAGCCGACCAGGGCGUGUACGUGUGCACGGUCCGGGAGUGGACGAGGGAGGGCGGCACCUUUUACAAGCUGCAGCAGAAGAGGACGGACAUCGGGCACGUCUCCAUCACGCCAACAGCCCAGUCGCUCAACAUCUCGGCCCACGGCAGCACCGCUCUGACCACAGGGGACACGCUGACCCUCAGCUGCCUGGUCGGGGCGGACGACUACUCCAUCCUGGGCCUGGAGGUGGCUUGGUUGACGGCCGGCUCCCGUGUCCUGGCCCGCAUGGACCGCGACGGCGUGGUAAGCAACGGAUCGGGCACGGACCCCGUGGCGGCCGCGGGGCUGAAACGCGUACGCGAGGGCGAGUUCAGGCUGGUGGUGCCCGCCAUGGAGACGUCCGACGCGGGCAUGUACCUGUGCCAGGUGCGGGCCUGGGCGCGCCUCAGCGGAGGAGGCUGGUACCAGGCGGCAGAGAAGACCUCCAACCAGCUCCAGGUUCGAGUGACCCAUUUAGAAGUCUCAAACCAUGUUUGUGUCAAAAGAACGGCCGCCCUGUCAGGAUCUAAGACUACCCAGCAGGACCUCCGGAAAAGAGACGAGGACAGUGAAAGACAGAAGAGAAGGAGAGAAAGGAAGAGGCAGUCAUCUAGAGAGGGAGAACACAGAUUUCAGCGUGCUCUUCUCGGCCCUGGCCACGCCCGUCUGCCGGUGAAUUCCCCGGGGCUGGAGUGUCAGCGUGACCAGCGUCCGCGCACCAACCGGGACAACCCGGCCGCCAUCUCCUGCCGGGCGUCAUGGUCGGCUUCGCUGGGCGUCAGCGGCCUCACGCGGGUCCCGGGUCCCCCCCGCCCGGCCUGGGCGCCCGGACUGAUGCCGUGGCCCAGCGAGGAGCCGCUCACCUUCAAGCUCCGCCUGCUGCAAACAGGCGAGAUGGACCUGGGGGAGUACACCUGCAGCGUCAGCACCUGGAGCCCCGCCCGCUCUGGAGGAUGGGACAGCACCGUUGACCAGCAGACCCCCGCCUUCAAGCUCUCAUUCGCAACGAAAAGCCCAACUCUGAGCGUCGUAGCUCGCCGCGUGCGCGAGGCCACCAGCAGUGGCGCCACCUUCGAGAUGAGCUGCCAGGUGAUGGCCGAGAACCUGCGCAGCCCGGCGUACUCGGUGCUGAUCCACGCGCAGGUGACACCGAGCGCUCCGCAGCGGCGCAUCGCCUCGCUCAGCCCGGAGUCGGUGGUGCGGCUGGAGGACUGGAGCGAGCCGGGUCGGCAGGACUCGGUGGUGCUGCUGCGGACCGGACCGCAUGAGUUCAGCUUCCGCCUGCAGGGCGUGCAGGUGUCCGACCGGGGCUUCUACUCGUGCGAGGUCGGCGCCUGGACCAAGCAGCCAGGGGAGACGGACUGGACCAAGGCAGUGCGCGGAGUGUCCAACAAAGUCCAGAUCUCCUUCGACCACACAGGUCCAUCGUUCGGCAUCUCCAUCAGCUCCGACACCACCAGCGUGUACCCCUGGGAGACGGCCAAGAUGGAGUGUGCCAUGAGUGUCUCUGGAACCCCUCCAAACCCAGACGACAUGGUGUUUGAGCUGCGCUGGUUCCUGACGCGGCUCCGCGGCGCCGACGACCCUGUGCUGCUGGCCACCAUGGACCGGCACGGUGUGGUCAAGAGGGGCCCGCGCAACGACAGCAGCGACGUGAGCCUGGAGCGCUCGGGCCCGCACUCCUACCGGCUCAGCCUCUACAGCGCCCAGGACAGCGACACGGGCGAGUACCACUGCGCCGCCACGCCCUGGAUACGCUCGCCCGCCACAGGCUCCUGGAGCCAGGCGCCCGCCCUCACCUCCGCCAGGGUCUUCCUCAACGUCAAGUUCGCCUUGUGGGACUCCAUGAAGCUGCCGCUGCUGUUCGGUGUGUGUGCCGCCGCCUUCAUGGGCCUGCUGUCCCUGCUGCUGGGGCUCAUCUGCACCCGCUGCUGCUGCCGGAGCACGUCCUACACCCCGCGCCCCCGCACCAAGCUCAUGGAGCUCGAGAUGGACUGACAACGACUGUAGGGCCCCCCCACCUCUACCACUCUCUGGACCAGUGCGAAGCAUAUCCCAACAGCUACCAGUACCACAUGAGAAGGGUAUUGGCAGUGUGCGUUAUUGACCUCUGGAUGCACCAAUGAGGGAAGGGGGAGGGAUAUGAUUGGACCAGAAUGAGGAGGGAGGAGCCACUUAACAACCAAUGAAGGCCGCCAGUGGAAGCCUGGAGAUGUUAUUGCACUUGACUCUUGGCUGGAUUUUUAGCAAACUAUCUCCAUUUUUAUUUUCCUUUUGUUAGUGUUUUUAAUGACUUUCUGAAGAGACAAACACACACACACACACACACACACACACACACACACAGAGCAAACAGAGCUUUAAACCGAGCCAAUAUGUAGGAAAAGCAAUUCAUUCAUGUGAAGCUUAGAAGUUCUUAUAUUUCUUCAGCAAGGUCCUGUGCUCAAUGACCAUGGCCUUGUCAACCAUAUAUGAAUCUCUAGAAGGAUUCUGCCAUACAAAGUAAAUUCACCAGGACGCACAGCAUCCAGGUUUAAUGCUAAAAUACUAAUAUGGAUGGUGCUAGCAAAUACACUGAAAGCCGCCCUAACAUGGGAAAAGUAGUUCUUAGUAAAUGUUUUUAGGUGGGAAAAUCCAGUGAAUUGGAUUGUUUGUGGUUUUAAAUGUGGAAGACGUAUGCACUGACUGACUUACUGAUCGACUGACUGACCAACGGAUCAUGUUAGACUGACUGGAAGCAACGAGCCGCGAGGCCAGUUCCUGGUGGGGCCGACCCUGUGCCUUUGGCCCCAGACUCACGGGCCCCCUGGGGCAGCUCCGGAGACUGCUCAUCCACCUCUCCGUCCAAGAGGAAGUGGAGCUGAACGUGCUCCCCCACCCCACGCCGUCCUCCCUCACGCUCACCCUACACCCCCCACCCUACAUCCGCAUGGCAUUGUGGGAGAUCAUCUCAGAUCGGCGACCUCGUCUCUUCGCAUCGGUCACACUCCCCGUCUCUCUCUCUCUCUCUCUCUCUCUCUCUCUCUCUCUCUCUCUCUCUCUCGAUCCAGCUGCAGGGCGUUGACCCUAAAUGGGACCCCUUCUCCGCCCAUGUCCAACUCUGUGUGUGUGUGUGUGUGUGUGUGUGUGUGUGUGUGUGUGCAUUAUGGCUCUUCUCCCUGGAGCCAUCUUCCAGCCGGCAGAGACCCGCAGAGACCCAGGAACAAAAGCACUCCCCUCCCUUCCCUCCAUACGGAGUUUCCCCAGUGAGCCUUUCGGGAAAAAAAAGAGAGAGAAAAAAAAUAAUGCAAGAUCUCUCCAGCAUGUCAUUGUCCUCCCACACAUCCUCCCACACACACACACACACACGCACACACACACACACGCACGCACGCACACACACAAAUACACACACACACACACACACACACACACACACACACACACACACACACACACACACAUACACACACACACACACACACAAUGCCUCGUAUGCCUACUUGGUCCACUGAUCCAACAGAAAAGGUUUCUUGUGAAGCAGACCAGAUGGAUCAUAUCGGCAGCCAAUGGCAUCCUGGGUCCCUGAUCUGUGACAAGUUUAUUACACAAGAGCGCCGCCCUGGUGGACUUAAUCAUUAUGCCAUGACCACAGGUCACUGAGGUGGGACUUUACUGACAUGAGCACUGUUAUGUUUUGCUGUUGUUGUUACGAUGUUGAUAUAAUUAUUAUUAUAUUGUUCUUGUUUUAAUUAAUAUUAUUAUUUUUAGUUUUUUUCCCAACUUGAAAUUCUAUUGUGACAUUUUUAGCAUAUUUUGAGUAUUUCUUGAUGCUACCGCGCCAAUGUGAGUUGUUAUGACUGCGUAUGUUUGUGCCAUUUUCUUCCUCCAGUAAGGGUCAUGUUUGAUCAGGUUUUGUAUAUUUCAUUAGAUUUUACACCGUUCUGGAUAAAAAAAUGAGAAAUUAACAGUAAAUGUUUUAUAUUGAU